AUGGCGCCUGGUUUCAAUACCAAAUCUCCCACGUUGAAGCGCAUCAUGAAAGAAGCCGCCGAACUCUCGCAACAUCCAUCUCCAGACUAUACAGCUUCUCCGGCUUCAGAUACCGAUUUGUUUGAUUGGCACUUCACAUUGCGCGGCCCUCCAUCCUCAUCUUUCGCCGAGGGUAUCUAUCACGGACGCAUCGUUUUGCCUCCCCAAUAUCCUCUUCGACCUCCUUCCUUUAGAUUUCUGACACCGAGUGGAAGAUUUGAGGUGAAUCGUGAGAUCUGUCUAAGUAUAAGUGGGCAUCAUGAGGAAACAUGGCAGCCCGCGUGGGGAAUACGAACCGCCUUGGUAGCUCUCAGAUCCUUCAUGGAAACUAGUCCUUCAGGGCAAUUGGGAGGGGUUGAUGCGAGCGAUAGCGUUAGAAAGAGAAUAGCAGGGGAAAGUAGGGGGUGGAAGUGCGGUGUUUGUGGUGGAAGGAGCUGCGAGGAGAUUUUAGGAGAAGCAGAACAGCUUGCGAAGGAACUCGAGGGUGAAGGGACAAGUUCUAACAGAGAAGAGGAGACAGUACCACCUGACAUGCAAAUAGGGCUCAAGAAUGAGACUAGAGCGGAAACGGGAUCAAACCAGGAGAAAGACGAAGGAAAUAGUAAAUCCACGGAGGAUGUAAAGCCAGCACAGGCUGAGAGUGACUAUCCACCUGCGAGGCCGGCGCAAACGGUGCCUCAACCCACAGCUACGAUACCACUUCCUCAACUUCCUCAACCUCAAAGACAAAUGGCACAAGCUCGUGUUCAGUCAGAUGAAGGCGUACCCGUAUGGGUCGAUCGGGCUAUUGCCGGGAUAGUUUUAUGCUUAGUAGUCAUGGUUUUGAAGAUGCUAUUGGGGAAAUAA
Molecule: messenger RNA, 885 nt
Organism: Botrytis deweyae
Lineage: Eukaryota; Fungi; Ascomycota; Leotiomycetes; Helotiales; Sclerotiniaceae
Exons: 2
Coding region: 1-885 (294 amino acids)
Source: RefSeq, a predicted model, not a curated record